This is a messenger RNA of Anoplophora glabripennis (Asian longhorned beetle), 2667 nucleotides long. RefSeq names its product exocyst complex component 1 (gene Sec3). Lineage: Eukaryota; Metazoa; Arthropoda; Insecta; Coleoptera; Cerambycidae. The record is from RefSeq and is a predicted model, not a curated record. Gene Ontology annotation, cellular component: exocyst; plasma membrane. Gene Ontology annotation, biological process: Golgi to plasma membrane transport; exocytosis. The transcript has 10 exons. Gene Ontology annotation, molecular function: phosphatidylinositol-4,5-bisphosphate binding. The coding region runs from base 65 to 2596 and encodes 843 amino acids.
UAAAAUAUGUAACCUCCCACAAAUAGUAUAGUAAAUAAGUUUAGUAUUUAGUUACUUAAACAAAAUGAGCUCUACAGUAAUACGUACGCUACAACAAGAUAUAUUUCAACCAACAGAAGAAAGAUUAAUAACAUGCUGUCAUGUUAGUAAAUAUUUGAAGAAAAAGAAAACUUCAUUUUUAUGUCUAGUUAGUACAACAACUUUACCAUACAAUAUUUCCAUUAUUCAAAUAAAACAGACGGAUAAACAAAUAUUUAAAAAGAAACGCAGUUGGGCACUUGCAGAACUUAAAUCUGUGGAUGGACACAACGAACAGUAUGAUACAUUGGAAUUUGAUUUACAUGUAGACAAAGUUUAUAGAUGGGUAGCCACAAAUCCAAAGGAACGUCAUGCUUUUAUACACAAUUUAUGGAAACAGUCAUCAAGACACAUUCUGAAAGAUAAACCAAUGUUUAAAAAUAUUCCAAAAACGUGGAUAAAAGAAGAUGCUAUGACGCCAGAAAAUAAAUAUGUUACUUCACCCUUGUUAGCUCUAGAGAAUGAUUUUGCUGAAGACUUUCAAGCUAUAACUGAUAAAGAGCAGGAAGAUUUGAAAAGAUUAAUGUCUGGAUGUGAAUAUGCAAUUAGCAAUGCCGAAGGUUUCAUGGAAGUUUUAGCGAGAGAUUUAUCUUUAUUAGAUGGAGAAAAUGUACAGUGUUUGUUAGCAUCAGAAGAACAAGUCGAAACUUUAAUGGAACAACUUGAACUAGCUAUAAAUGAAGCAGAUAGACUUGAAACACAGUUAAAUGCUUAUGAUGAAAUCUUAUGCCAUGUAAGGGAUACAAUGGAAAAAAUGGAAAAAAAGAACUCGAUGAUUUCAGUGGCUAAUACUAAUAAUCUGUUGUUGUUGCAAGAACUUGAAAACAUGAUUACAAAAUUAAAUUUGCCAGUGGAAUAUCAAAAAACUUUGGAAGAAUCAGACUUCACCACACAGGAAGGAUUGACUGCAGCAAUUAAAGCGGCAAACGCUUUGAAAGUUGCUAUGAAUUCCAACAUUGAUAAAGCCUUGCUUCAAAUGACUGCUGUUCAAGAGCAAAGAAAAAAAUUUGAAAAAUAUAAAGAAAAAUUUUCUCGGAGCUUAAGCAGACAAUUAAAUAACUUAUUUAUACACUAUGGGAAUCACAAAGGAGAGUCAGACAGAAAUGUGGAAGGGUUAAUACUGCCACAACAUAGUGGUGUUCAUAAGGAACUAUAUUCCUAUACCGAGUUAAUGCAUUGGAUGAAGGUUAUGGACAAAAAAAUGUAUGAAUCUUUAAAAGAGGUCUACACUACUUCUUUAGGAAAACUUUAUGAUAGAGAUUUAAAGGGACUUUUUAACACAGCCAGAGAAAAAAUUGCAGUUUACGGUGCUGUGUCUUCUCCGACAUCGCUAAUUGGGCUGGACAAAGAUUUAUGGACCCUAGAAACUAGUUCUCAAGACAGAAAAAGAUAUGACACUGUACUUGAGCAAGUCUUAACUCAACUAGAACCUGUAUUUAUGCAAGAACAGCAAUUUUGUGUAAAAUUUUUUCAACUUGAUGUAAUAAGUUCUACUUUAAAAAAUACUCAAACAACACUUGAUGGAGCUGAAUUUCCGAUGGAAGUAGUUCCACAACGUAAAGCUGAAAAGCAAAUUGAUGAAGAUGUUCGAAAUAUGAUGAGCAAUUUAUUUACUUGCUUGAAAACGGAACUGGAUCUAUUAAUAGAUCAUAUAAAGAAGCAAGAUAGUUUUUACUGUAUGUAUGUUCUCGUACGUCUCAAUCAACAUGUUAUGUCGGCUCAGAGUUCUUUCCUUAGCAAUACAUUUGGUUCUCAACUCAUAGAAGUUAAACGCUCCUUGGAUCAGUUCAUGCAACAGCAAAUUGAAUCGAUAAAGGAAUGCAGAUUAACAAGAAAAUCAAAAUGUGGUAUUCUUCCGUAUGUUUCAAAUCUUGAAAUUUUUGCCACAAAUGCCGACUGUUUGUUAAAGAGUGACCGUCGAGCUGAUUUAGAAAAAUGGUAUACUAGACUAGUUGACACCAUGUUGGAAUACAUUGCUAUUCAUUCUAAUGACCAGAAAACACCCUCGCAAGUAAUAAAAAUGGAAAAUUAUCACCACUUGUAUUCCUUGCUGUCACAGCUUAAAAUAUCUGUACUUGAUAGUCAACGAAAAGAAGCUAAACAAAAAUAUAAUGAUGCUUUGCAAGCCUAUGUUACAUUGUACUUUGGUCGCCCACUAGAAAAGUUGAAUACGUUCUUCGAAGGAGUUCAGUCAAGAGUUGCAAGUGGAGUAAAAGCUUCAGAAGUGAGUUACCAGCUGGCAUUCAGUAAACAGGAAUUGCGGAAAGUUAUUAGUCAAUAUCCAGGCAGUACGGUAAAAAAAGGUCUAGAGGCGUUAUACAGAAAAGUUGAAAAACAUCUAUCUGAAGAAGGGAAUCUUCUUCAAGUGGUUUGGAGGGCUAUGCAAGAAGAAUUUAUAAGACAGUACAAAAUGUUGGAGGAUUUAAUUCAGCAGUGUUAUCCAGGAUCAAUGAUUAAUUUAGAAUUUACAAUAGACGACAUAUUACAUUUCUUUUCAGACAUUGCACGUUCCCAUUAAUAAUUUUAUUAAUUUAUCACUAAAAUGUUACAAAAAGUAAUGUAUCUACACUUAUAUUUAUAAUAGACAUU